UUUCUCGGCAGCCCACACCAGCCAGUCCACAGCAAUAUUUACAACUCGCUGCCGGGUGGAGGGGAUGUGAGGGGGGCAGAAAAAAAACAGCCCCACCACGACUCACAGCUCCCGAUUUCCAAAGCAAAAAGGGAAAGCAAACUGCCCCCCUAGCAGACAAGCUCUCCAGCGCGCAGCGAUUUGCACGAUGUUCUCAAGGUAGCAGGGCAAUUUGCUUUUUUUCAUCAUUCAGGAAAAGCAGCCGGGGGAACCACCAGUUCUGAUGCUUUGUCUCCUUUAUAUUGGCUGUUGGGAAUGAGCCCGGGUUUGACCUGACCAUGAUUCCGAGGACUGGCACUUCUUAUUUUUUACCCCCAAUUUUUAGACAUCCAGAUCUACUCUUUUUGAUUUUCAAGAAAAUUAAAUUAUUGCUGGAUUUGGGCAUCUAGACAGCACAAGGUACUUCCCUCCUGCUACUCUCUGGAAUCGUUUCUGGGAUAUUUUUCAUAUCAUCACAGAAAACAGGAGGAAUGAACGGGCAGCUAGUGAAAAUUUUGACAGCCUUGUUUGCAUUUUUCUUAGAGACAAACCACUUCAGGAUGGCUUUCUGUAAAGAACAUGAUUCCAGAUCUGGAAAAUCCCCCUCACAGACCCUGUCUCCUUCAGAUUUUUUGGACAAAUUGAUGGGAAGGACAUCAGGGUACGAUGCAAGAAUAAGACCAAAUUUUAAAGGUCCUCCAGUAAACGUUACUUGCAAUAUUUUUAUCAACAGUUUUGGAUCAGUCACAGAAACCACAAUGGACUACAGAGUGAACAUCUUUUUGAGACAACAGUGGAAUGACUCACGCCUCGCUUACAGUGAAUAUCCCGAUGACUCCUUGGAUUUGGAUCCAUCUAUGUUAGACUCCAUUUGGAAGCCUGAUUUAUUCUUUGCUAAUGAGAAAGGUGCAAACUUCCAUGAUGUUACCACAGAUAACAAGUUGCUGAGGAUUUCUAAGACUGGGAAAGUGCUGUACAGUAUCAGGUUAACAUUAACCUUAUCGUGUCCAAUGGAUUUGAAGAAUUUUCCUAUGGAUGUUCAGACUUGUACAAUGCAACUAGAAAGCUUUGGGUACACGAUGAAUGAUCUGAUAUUUGAGUGGCUGAGUGAUGGUCCAGUGCAAGUUGCCGAAGGUUUAACAUUGCCACAGUUUAUUUUGAAAGAAGAUAAGGAACUUGGUUAUUGCACAAAACAUUACAAUACUGGAAAGUUUACAUGCAUUGAAGUCAAGUUUCAUUUGGAACGUCAGAUGGGAUACUAUUUAAUCCAGAUGUACAUUCCUAGCCUGCUGAUCGUCAUUUUGUCCUGGGUUUCUUUCUGGAUCAACAUGGAUGCUGCUCCAGCCAGGGUCGCUUUGGGCAUCACUACAGUCUUGACAAUGACUACUCAGAGUUCAGGAUCCAGAGCUUCCCUUCCAAAAGUCUCCUAUGUAAAAGCUAUUGACAUCUGGAUGGCUGUGUGCCUUCUCUUUGUGUUUGCUGCAUUACUGGAAUAUGCCGCAGUCAACUUUGUUUCAAGGCAGCACAAGGAGUUUCUGAGGCUUAGAAGAAGACAAAAGAGACAAAGCAAGGAAGAUGAUGUCACCCGUGACAGUCGAUUCAAUUUCAGUGGUUAUGGGAUGGGUCAUUGUCUCCAGGUCAAAGAUGGCACCGCGGUCAAGGCCACUCCUCCAAACCCUCCCUUGGCACCACCAAAGGAUUCCGAGUCCAUCAAAAAGAAGUUUGUUGACCGUGCAAAAAGGAUUGAUACAAUAUCCCGAGCUGCAUUCCCAUUAGCCUUCCUCAUUUUCAACAUCUUUUACUGGAUUACGUACAAAAUUAUACGGCAUGAGGAUAUUCACAAGAAAUAAGCAACUCUCUGGAGUGCUGGGACUUUCUAGCCAAAGUGAUUUGCUUGUAAAUAAACAGUGAGUCUUUCUGUAAUUUGGACUGAGGAAUUUUUUUCACCCGUGCUACUGAAGAGAAUAAGACAAAAAAAAAAUGGAAGGGAAGACAAAGCAUAGGCAAAAAGUGAUUGAAUGCAAGAACAAGAAGCCGUGGGGCCAUGCACUAAGGAUCUCCUUAUGGACACUCAAUAUUGUUCUUCCAGAUUCUGCAUUGAUCAGGCAUUCUUAAACAGGAGAAAUGUUACCCAACUGUGUCAUGAAGAUAUUGAAAAAAAUAAAAAUAAAAACAACCAAUGUGAAACACCUACUAUAGGACUGUAGUGGCUACAGUACAGUGAGUUAUAAAAGGACCAAAUUUAUUCAGGAUAAUGCUGCCUUUCUAUUUGAAACAAGUCUACUGAGCUACAUUCCAUUAAAAUGUCUGUAGUUAGCAGUUCACCA
This is a messenger RNA of Pelodiscus sinensis (Chinese soft-shelled turtle), 2345 nucleotides long. RefSeq names its product glycine receptor alpha 2 (gene GLRA2). Lineage: Eukaryota; Metazoa; Chordata; Testudines; Trionychidae. Gene Ontology annotation, cellular component: plasma membrane; postsynaptic membrane. Gene Ontology annotation, molecular function: transmembrane signaling receptor activity; glycine binding; extracellularly glycine-gated chloride channel activity. Gene Ontology annotation, biological process: monoatomic ion transmembrane transport; chloride transport. The record is from RefSeq and is a predicted model, not a curated record.